Stegastes partitus (bicolor damselfish) is the source of this 1637-nucleotide messenger RNA. RefSeq names its product golgi-associated PDZ and coiled-coil motif containing (gene gopc). The record is from RefSeq and is a predicted model, not a curated record. Gene Ontology annotation, molecular function: transmembrane transporter binding. Gene Ontology annotation, biological process: negative regulation of protein localization to cell surface. NCBI's taxonomy places the organism in Eukaryota, Metazoa, Chordata, Actinopteri, Pomacentridae. Gene Ontology annotation, cellular component: Golgi apparatus; membrane; trans-Golgi network transport vesicle. The transcript has 9 exons. Bases 311 to 1612 code for a protein of 433 amino acids.
GUCAUUAGACAUUCUUUCAUAGCUUAAUGUCGGAAUUCUAGUUCUUGUAAUGUCACCGCUGUGUCAAUAAAGUUGUCAGACAGAAGUAGUUGCUGCCGGAGCUCAGUGUCGCUCGCUCAGACAGAACUAGUCGCUGAGCGGAAGCAUCGUCAGUCUGAUGUGGACUUCCUGGUCGGAGGAUCUUUAAACCAGAACCAGCUCACCCUGUUAGUCGCAUUUAACCCGGUCGUCGGCGCAUCGGUCCCGUUCUAACGUGGUUCGAACCGCGUCGUUCCGAACAGAACACAGUCAGCGAACGUCAGAACCGACUAUGUCCGCCUCGGCAGGAUGCUCCCCGUCGGGCCCAAACCCGGGCCUUGGCCCCGGUAUGUCCAUGUUCCGUUGGCUGGAGGUUCUGGAGAAGGAGUUCGACAAGGCCUUCGUGGACGUGGACCUGCUGCUGGGUGAGAUCGACCCGGACCAGGUGGACAUCACGUACGAAGGCCGCCAGAAGAUGACGAGCCUGAGCUCCUGCUUUUCGUUCUUGCUCCACCUUCAGGCCCAGCUGGUGGACCUUCGCUCGGAGCUGACGGAGGCCAAAGCCGAGCGUUCUGUGGUAGAACGUGAGGUUCACGACCUGCUGCUGCAGCUUCACGCUCUGCAGCUGCAGCUUCACGCCAAGCAGGGCCAGGAGGGCGAGUCAGACACCAUCAAAGACCGACUGGUAGGAACCGGAGAGUCUGACCUGGAGCAGGAGCUGGAGGCCAGUAAGAAGGAGAAGCUGGCCGAGGCCCGGCUGGAGGCCGAGGUCCGGCUGUUCAAGAAGGAGAACGAGGCCCUCCGCAGGCACAUGGCGGUACUGCAGGCGGAGGUGUACGGAGCCAGACUGGCUGCCAAAUACCUGGACAAGGAGCUGGCCGGCAGGGUGCAGCAGAUCCAGUUGCUGGGUCGGGACAUGAAAGGACCGGCUCACGACAAGCUGUGGAACCAGCUGGAGGCAGAGAUCCACCUCCAUCGCCACAAGACGGUGAUCAGAGCUUGCAGAGGUCGCAGCGACCCGAAGAAACCGCUGCCUUCUCCUGUGGGACACGACCCGGACAUGCUGAAGAAAACCCAGGGAGUCGGGCCCAUCAGGAAGGUGGUUCUGGUCAAAGAGGACCACGAGGGGCUGGGGAUCUCCAUCACAGGCGGGAAGGAACACGGCGUUCCCAUCCUGAUCUCAGAGAUCCAUCCCAGCCAGCCAGCAGACCGCUGUGGAGGUCUGCACGUGGGAGACGCCAUCCUCGCCGUCAACAGCAUCAACCUGCGAGACGCCAAACACAAGGAGGCGGUGACCAUCCUGUCGCAGCAGCGAGGACAGAUCGAGUUCGAGGUCGUGUACGUGGCUCCGGAGGUGGACAGCGACGACGAGAACGUGGAGUACGAAGACGACAGUGGCCACCGCUACCGGCUGUACCUGGACGAGCUGGAGGACAGCAGCACGGCGCCACCUAGCAACAGCUCGGCAUCGCUGCAGACUCUGGAGAAGAUGACCCUCAGCAACGGGCCCGAGAACGGAGACGCCGGACUCUGCAGUGAGAUGCCUUCAGAGGAAACUCCGUCCAAACCGCCGGAGACCGACUGUUCCUCCUAGAACCUCUACAGGACUGGAACUGAGA